Symsagittifera roscoffensis is the source of this 1630-nucleotide messenger RNA. Its product is annotated as ankyrin repeat domain-containing protein 16-like. Gene Ontology annotation, molecular function: protein binding. Lineage: Eukaryota; Metazoa; Xenacoelomorpha; Acoela; Convolutidae. Bases 599 to 1609 code for a protein of 336 amino acids. The record is from RefSeq and is a predicted model, not a curated record. The transcript has a single exon. Gene Ontology annotation, cellular component: cytoplasm.
AUGUAGAGCUGUGUUUAGACUCUGGCCAGUCGUUUUAGAACCUAGCUUUAUUUUCCGUCGAUAUGUACUUCCGGGCGAAUGUUACAAACCCAUCGAAACUGCCAAUUUUCUCUCGGCUGCUCUUAUAAAAUUUCGAUAUUGCCAUGCAUUUUGGCGCCAUUCUGGUCGAAUGUCACACAACACAUGUUUUUUUUGACAUGCUUUUUUAUGGUUAGGUUGUAUCGCUCGCAAGGGGUGCGAAGCUCGGCUUCGUUUCUGUGUUUUAAAUAUCCUGUCGAUGAACUUAGUUGCAAAGACGUUCAAAAAUUAACUUUUCAAAUCAAGAUUUUUUCGUUUACGCUGAUGAUUGCAUUCCUGACCCUGUGUUUUCUUUUAUUGAACGUCAGUCGAGGUUUUUUUCAACACUUGGUUGUAAUUUAAUUCAUUUGUUAUUCGCAAGCUGGUAAUUACAUGACUGCGAUGUAAUUCUCUGCUUCGUCCUUCUGUUAUCUUUGAAAUGUUUUCUACAGAUUCAUGUUAGCGGCGCCUGGAUAUGAAUCUAGAUAGUUAGCGCUGGCCGGAAGACCAUGUUUUGUCAUGUUGAUUCUUUCACGCAAAUAUGAAAUUCAAAGCUCGAAGUAUUUUUUCCAAAAUUGAAUCCGGUGAUUUUGAACCCGAUCGCGUGUUACCGCAUGGUGAAACCUGUCUACAUUUGGCUAGCAGGGAAGGCUGUGCUUCAAUCAUAGAGGCUUUAGUUCUCUAUCAUAAUUCUAAAGCCAUUUUAUCGAAAGACCACGACGGGAAAUGUCCGAUUCACGAAGCAGUUAUUUAUAACAAAGUUGAAUGUGUCAAAGUUCUUUUGAAACAUGGUUCACCGGUCAAUCCGUUAAAGAGGUCAGAUUGGACUCCUCUCAUGCAUGCUUGCGAGAACGCAAAUUAUGAAAUUUUUAAAAUAUUAGUCGAUGCAGGUGCAAAUAUUAAUCUAGUUAAUAAAGAUGGCUGGUCAUCAUUGCAUUUAGCAUCCAGAUCGGGGUCUCUUGAAAUUGUCAAAUUUCUCAUUGAAAAGGAUCCAAAUCUGGUUUUGUUGAAGACAACGAACGGCCGAACGGCGCUGCAUUGUGCAUCAUUGAACAACAGAGAGAAAAUCUGUGAAUACUUUUUGGAGAAUAAGUCCUUUGGAAUUGAUGUACAGGAUUCAUGUGGAACAACUGCGUUAUGCGACGCAAUCAAAACAGAUAAUGUUUCUAUUAUCAAUCUGUUCUACAAAUUCUCUGCAGAUUUAAAGAUUCCAGACAGUAACGGAAAUUAUCCUGUACACAUUGCCUGUCAAACUGAUUGUUGCAACUCUUUGAAAAUUUUAAUUAAUCUGGGCGUAGAUCCAAAAGCACCUUCCAUUAAUAGCACCGGAAAUAAUUGUGCGCAGUUUGCUGUAUCUCGUAAUAGUUUAAAUUGCAUUACAUUUCUCCUGCAAUUUGACUCGAAGCUCUUUACACUUGAAGAUAACGGAGGAGUUACAGCUUUAGAUCUGGUUAACAGCUCACGGACACUGGACUUAGUUAAAACUUGCUUUCCAAAUGCACAGAUGGUAAAAACCGAAAACAAGUAUAAACUAAAUGACCUGCUUAAAUAAUACCAUAUAUUUGUUGGUUGA